Messenger RNA from Penicillium macrosclerotiorum, 1671 nucleotides. RefSeq names its product F1F0 ATP synthase subunit alpha. Gene Ontology annotation, molecular function: ADP binding; proton-transporting ATP synthase activity, rotational mechanism; ATP binding. The record is from RefSeq and is a predicted model, not a curated record. NCBI's taxonomy places the organism in Eukaryota, Fungi, Ascomycota, Eurotiomycetes, Eurotiales, Aspergillaceae. Gene Ontology annotation, biological process: proton transmembrane transport; proton motive force-driven ATP synthesis. The transcript has 5 exons. The coding region runs from base 1 to 1671 and encodes 556 amino acids.
AUGUUCAGGAACGCUCUGCGGCAGUCCAGCCGCUCCGUUGCGGCCGUUUCGGCCACUGGCCGCGUCGCCUCGGUCCGCGCGGCUGUUCCCGGCCCCCUCGCCGGUGCCUCCAAGCAGGUCCGUUCCUACGCCGCUGAGGCCAAGGCCACUCCCACCGAGGUCUCUUCCAUCCUGGAACAGCGUAUCCGUGGUGUUCAGGAGGAGGCUGGUCUCGCUGAGACCGGUCGUGUUCUGUCGGUCGGUGAUGGUAUCGCCCGUGUCCACGGCAUGACCAACGUCCAGGCUGAGGAGCUGGUUGAGUUCGCCUCCGGUGUCAAGGGUAUGUGCAUGAACCUCGAGGCCGGCCAGGUCGGUGUCGUGCUGUUCGGUUCCGAUCGUCUUGUCAAGGAGGGUGAGACCGUCAAGCGUACUGGCGAGAUUGUCGACGUCCCCGUCGGACCCGAGCUUCUCGGCCGUGUCGUCGACGCUCUGGGUAACCCCAUUGACGGCAAGGGCCCUCUCAACACCAAGGAGAAGCGCCGUGCCCAGCUCAAGGCCCCCGGCAUUCUGCCCCGUCAGUCCGUCAACCAGCCCGUCCAGACUGGUAUGAAGUGUGUCGACUCCAUGGUGCCCAUCGGUCGUGGCCAGCGUGAGUUGAUCAUUGGUGACCGUCAGACCGGUAAGACUGCCGUCGCUCUCGACACCAUGCUCAACCAGAAGCGUUGGAACAACUCCGGCGACGAGUCCCAGAAGCUGUACUGUAUCUACGUUGCCGUCGGUCAGAAGCGUUCCACCGUCGCUCAGCUCGUCAAGACCCUCGAGGAGAACGACGCCAUGAAGUACUCCGUCGUCGUUGCUGCCACCGCCUCCGAGGCCGCUCCCCUGCAGUACCUCGCUCCUUUCACUGGCUGCGCCAUGGGUGAGUGGUUCCGUGACAACGGCCGUCACUCCGUCAUCAUCUACGAUGAUCUGUCCAAGCAGGCCGUCGCCUACCGUCAGAUGUCUCUGCUGCUGCGUCGUCCCCCCGGUCGUGAGGCCUACCCCGGUGACGUUUUCUACCUCCACUCCCGUCUGCUGGAGCGUGCCGCCAAGAUGAACAAGACCCACGGUGGCGGUUCCCUCACUGCCCUGCCCAUCAUUGAGACCCAGGGUGGUGAUGUGUCUGCCUACAUUCCCACCAACGUCAUUUCCAUUACUGACGGCCAGAUCUUCCUGGAGUCCGAGCUGUUCUACAAGGGUAUCCGUCCCGCCAUUAACGUCGGUCUGUCCGUCUCCCGUGUCGGCUCCGCCGCUCAGGUCAAGGCCAUGAAGCAGGUCGCCGGUUCCCUGAAGCUGUUCUUGGCUCAGUACCGUGAGGUCGCUGCCUUCGCCCAGUUCGGUUCCGAUCUUGAUGCCUCUACCAAGCAGACCCUUGCCCGUGGUGAGCGUCUGACUGAGCUGCUCAAGCAGAAGCAGUACUCCCCCAUGGCCGUCUCCGACAUGGUUCCCCUGAUCUUCGCUGGUGUCAACGGUCUCCUCGACUCCAUCCCCGUUGCUAAGAUCCUGCAGUGGGAGUCUGACCUCCUCGCUCACCUGAAGAGCACCCACCCCGAGAUCCAGCAGACCAUUGAGAAGGAGGGCCAGCUCAGCAAGGAGCUUGAGGCCAAGCUCAAGGAGGUCAUUGUUGCCUUCAACAGCUCUUUCAGCGCAUAG